This is a messenger RNA of Gongylonema pulchrum, 1422 nucleotides long. NCBI's taxonomy places the organism in Eukaryota, Metazoa, Nematoda, Chromadorea, Rhabditida, Gongylonematidae. The record is from the annotation of a GenBank genome assembly.
UCGGAUGAUGAAGCAGUAGCAAACGAAGAAGGCGAAGAAAGGCAGUUUGGGGCCGAUGAGGACGAGGAAUCACCCAGCACGUACAGUAAAUCCAAGCGCGGCGCAUUCAACAUGCUGGCUGCCCUUGCAUCGGACGAUGAAGAAAGUGAGAAGGAGGCAUCAGAUAACGAAGAGGCGCCGAAGAAGGAAGAGCCGAGUAAGCCAAACGAGGCGACUGCAAAAGCUCCAAAAGGAAAAGGAAAGAAGGGCAAAAAGGCCACGAAGGAAGAUAAUGAAUUGGAGGCUUUGCUUGCGGAGAUCGAGAAACCAGUCGAGAAAGUUGCGAAAGGAAAAAAGAAGGGAGGCGCAGCUAGCAAUCUGCAACCUUCUGCCACUGAGAAAAGCGCAGCUAGCAAUCUACACCCUUCUGCCAUUGAAAAAAGCGCAACUAGCAAUCUGCAGGCUUCUGCCGCCGAAAAAACUGAAGCUGAAAGCGAGGUAAAGCUCGAUGAGACAGGCGAUUCAGCACAGCCAGUUGCCGGAGACGCAGCAGCUAAAAAAAAGGAUAAAAAGAAAAAGAAGAAAGCCGAAAAAGAUAAAAAGCUGGAACUUGAAUCCACCCCUGAAGGAGAUUCUGUCGCCGCUUCAGGCGCGGAAAAUCAGGAGGGGGCAGAGAAGAAAGAGGAAGACUCUUCUGUCGACAAAAAAAAGAAAAAAGAAACACCGAAGGAAACAAGGAAAAAGAAACAUGUUAGCAUGAUCAAAGAACUACUGCGGAAAAGGCAGGAAGAAGAAGAAAGAUUAUUGAGGGAACAGAAAGAGGAGGAAGAAAGAUUGCUUGCAAUACAGAAAGCCAAAGAAGAACAAGAACGAUUGGCGAGAGAGAAGAAGGAACGUGAAAAGCAAAGGAAGAAGGAACGCGAUGAGAGGCUAAAAGCUGAAGGCAAAUAUUUGACGCCAGCACAGAAGGAGAAAUUGAGGCGACAGCAGGCGUUGUUAGCGAAUUCAAUGUCUGCACCAGAAAGCGUUCAGCCUGUACCAGCGCCUGAAAUAAAGCCAGCUGCAAAGCCGGCCGAGGAAAUUUCAACGGCUCCAAAGAUACUUGAUUCGUGGGAUGACGAAAUUGUCGAUGACUGGGAAAGUUUAAAUGUGGAGGAGGACACAAAGGAAGUGGCACAAAGUGCACUGGAACAAGCGAAACAACUUGCACCAGCGGUUCCUACAGCAGCAGAACUUGCAGCAGUUCCCGCACCAGGAGAACACCUUGCAGCAGCUUCUGCAAGAAAUGAGGUUUGCUUUUAUGUUGGGUGUGCUUACAGUGGUACGGGAGCCAGAAUUUUUUUCGUUGGUGUGGAAUUGGUGUGGAAGAAGCGAGAAAGAGAAAGGACACGAAGCAAAAAUUUGGUAGAAACAAAUGAUGACGUGUCUUUAAAAGAUGUUUGA